AUGUCCUACCCGGUGACCAGCCAGCCCCAGUGCGCCAGCAGCUGCUACCAGACCCAGCUCAGCGACUGGCACACGGGGCUCACCGACUGCUGCAACGACAUGCCCGUCUGUCUGUGUGGCACUUUCGCGCCGCUGUGCCUCGCCUGCCGCAUCGCCGACGACUUCGGCGAGUGCUGCUGCGCGCCCUACCUGCCCGGCGGCCUGCACUCGCUGCGCACGGGCAUGCGCGAACGUUACCACAUUCAGGGCUCCGUUGGGCACGACUGGGCGGCGCUCACCUUCUGUCUGCCCUGCUCCCUCUGCCAGAUGGCCCGAGAACUGAAGAUCAGGCAGUGA
Echinops telfairi (small Madagascar hedgehog) is the source of this 336-nucleotide messenger RNA. RefSeq names its product cornifelin. The transcript has a single exon. Lineage: Eukaryota; Metazoa; Chordata; Mammalia; Afrosoricida; Tenrecidae. Bases 1 to 336 code for a protein of 111 amino acids. Gene Ontology annotation, cellular component: cornified envelope. The record is from RefSeq and is a predicted model, not a curated record.